AAGACGUGGACAUGUGACGUAGACUCAGACUGACUGUGGUUAGAGUCUGUUUGUCCUAGUGUCCCCUCUGUCUGUCUGGCAUGUUUUGCUGCUCCAGUCCUGACACAGUUUCUGUAAAUGUGCCUCAGACUGCAGCACCUUGUUUGGAAGUCAUUUACAGUGGCUCCAGCUCCGGCUCCGGCUCCGGCUCCGGGGUCACUGUUUUCCACAUGGAUCCACUCGGUCUAAAAAUAGAGCUGUGUUUACAGUGGCAGGUUUGCACUUCCUGAAUGUUUGGCUGUGACUCAAACACACACUGGUGAGAAAUACCACUGUAUAUGUGUGUGUGUGUGUGUGAGGGAGCUCUUCACACCAUGUGACCCUGACUCUUCUGUUUCCAGGGGCAACCAGAGACAUCGGUUCAGCUCUGACCAGGAUGUGCAUGAGACAUCGUAGCAUCGAGGCCAAACUUCGCCAGUUCACCAAUGCUCUGAUGGAGAGUCUGAUCACUCCUCUCCAGGAUAAGAUAGAAGACUGGAAGAAGACGGCCAACCAGCUGGACAAGGACCAUGCCAAAGAGUACAAGAGGUCACGACACGAGAUCAAGAAGAAGUCAUCCGACACGGUGAAGCUGCAGAAAAAGGCUCGCAAAGGUACCGAGAUGCAGGGGCGUGCAGACCUGCAGCCUCAGUUGAACAGUGCGAUGCAGGACGUCACAGACUUGUGUCUCCUGAUGGAGGAGAUGGAGAAGCAGGCGGUGAGAAGAGCUCUGGUGGAGGAGAGAGGACGCUUCUGCACCUUCAUCAACUUCCUGCAGCCUGUGGUGAACGGAGAGAUCGCUAUGUUAGGAGAGAUCACUCACCUGCAGGCCAUCAUCGAUGACCUCACUGUGUUAACCACUGACCCUCACAAACUGCCCCCUGCUGGUGAACAGGUCAUUAAGGAUCUUAAAGGCUCAGAUUACAGUUGGUCGUAUCAGACUCCGCCUUCAUCUCCAAGCAGCUCCGGCUCACGCAAGAGCAGCAUGUGCAGCAGCGUGAACAGCGCCCACAGUAGUGCCUCCCGUUCAUCAGGAGGAGGUGGCAGUGCGGGUGUUGGCGGCGGCGGCUCCCAACCACACUCACCCACCUCCUCCUCCUCCUAUCGGUACCGCAGCAGCCUGCCACACCAGCCUCUGCCACCGGGGGGCAUCGCCGCACACCGGCUAAGCAGCGUCUCCUCCCACGACUCGGGCUUCGUGUCCCAGGACGCAAAUAUCUACUCCAAGCCACCUUCACCCAUGCCCUCUGACAUCACGAGCCAGAAAUCAUCGAGCUCAGCGUCGUCAGAGGCUUCAGAAACCUGUCAGUCAGUGAGCGAGUGCAGCUCCCCGACCACAGAUUGGUCCAAAGCAGGUCAGUACGAGCCACCGCCGGCAGCAGCAGCAGCAGCAGCAGCAGCUGGCGGCGGCGGCGUUCAGAGGAGGAAGGAACCUCUGGACCGGCUGAGGGAGAACGAGGCAUCGCCGGGUUCUCAGGCUUACGCCGGACCUUCACACUGCGAUGACGGACAGAGGGCCAGGAUGACCCCGGCUACGAUCGCAGCCAAGCAUGGAGAGGACGUCUCUCCAGCUGCCAGUGACCUGGCCAUGGUGUUGACGCGAGGACUGAGCAUGGAGCAGCAGAAGAGCAGCAGAGACUCGCUGCAGUACUCCAGUGGAUACAGCACAGAGACCACCACCCCGUCCUGCUCUGAAGACACCAUCCCUUCACAAGGUUCAGAUUACGACUGUCACUCAGUGAACGGCGACGCUGAAGGUCCGGACGGACAGACCGACUUCGACAAGUCCUCCACCAUUCCUCGCCACUCUAACAUCGCUCAGAACUACCGGCGCAUGAUCCAGACCAAGCGUCCGGCCAGUACAGCCGGACUUCCCAGUGGUGUUCUUGGUCCCGGUGCUCAUGGAAUACCAGGACAACCGGGUGGAGCUGUUGGAGGCGGGACUCCAGGCACCGCCACCAUCCGCCGAACCCCAUCCACCAAACCCGGCGUGAGGCGCGCACUGUCGAGCGUGGGUCCCAUCCCCAUCCGACCGCCCAUCGUGCCCGUGAAGACGCCCACCGUCCCCGGAGACUCACACUCUCCCGGUGCUGGCGGUGCAGGACGUGUGGGCGGGGCUCCUGUGCGCGUGGGCAGUGAGGAAUGCGUGUUCUUUGCCGGGGUCGAGGACGCACAAGGCGCGCUCGAUUAUGUGAAAGCAUCCCCCAAACGCCUCAGCCUCCCUAACACCGCCUGGGGAUCAGGGGCGGCGCUGGAGGUCUACGCCCAGCAGCACGCAGGCCUAGCAAUGGGAAUGGGGGCGGGGUCAGAGGAGGAACAGAUGAUCGCAGCCAAUCGGCACAGCCUAGUUGAGAAGAUCGGUGAGUUAGUAGCAAGUGCACACGCCCUCGGCGAGGGGCAGUUCCCUUUUCCCGCCCUCCCCGACGAUCCGACCCCGACGACCGGCUCUGCCGACGCUCAGGCGGGGACUGACGAGGUGGAAGGUUCUGGUGAUAUGUUGACCACGAUCAGGCGAGGAGUCCGCCUCCGCAAGACCGUGUCCAAUGACCGCUCGGCACCGCGCAUCUUGUGAUCGGAAUGGGAGGAAACUUUGUCAGCCAAUAGGGAGUCAGGUGUUGGCCCCGAACUUAACCGUGUAGAGAAAUCUAUAAAAUAAAAGAAGACGAACAAAAAAUAUGUUUAAAGACGCCGUUAGAGUAAAAGAUAUAUAAUAUUACAAUGAUUACAUUGAUGAUGUUAAUCCAUACUGACCAUUAGAAGUUAAAGGUCCAAUAUGUAAUUUACCUGAGUGCCACGAGUCGAAAGUCGAGCUAUCGCGGUUAUGCUAGCUGUCCUGAAGAAAAGCUAGUUGCUUUCUUCCAUGACGCUGAUACCGCCUGUGCUUUCCGAUGUUUUCGAGCGACACUCGUGAAGCCGUCACGUACUUGGCGUCCCGAUCUCUGAGCUUUCAGAAAACUCAGAGGAAAGAUGUCGGGACGGGAACAUUCUCGUCUUGAUAAACAAUUUGAAGGAAAUCAGCGUCUGUAAGGUCUGGUGUUUCCCGCGGUUACCACACUGCAGGCCUGAAGCCUUUUUCAGAAAUAAAUCUUCACGUACUCGGUUAGUUGGAGCGUUAGCAUGAAAACGGCGUCAUUAUGACGGGAGUCUGCAAACAUGCUCGUCUAAAUUUGAGCAAAGCAGCAUCUGUAAGGUCCGGUGUUUCCCGCGGUAACCGCGCCACAAACAAUAUAUUCACGCUUGUUUCCUGACGCAACGCGAGGCGGAAAGUUGCAUAUUGGACUUUUAAAAUCCUGAUCAUUGACAGGCUCGUAGCGGGCCGCUAUAACUCGUGUGUGUUGGACGCAUGUUUGUCUUCUCUACACCGUCACCCAGGGACGGACAGAUGGACAAAGAUAGACAGACGGAGGACAAGACUUGGGUUCUGUUCUGUCCUGAGAGGGAGGACGGGGGAGGCGGGGUCAGAGUGAACCUUGGUUGACCUCCAGCCCUGGGACGGGAAGCUCGGGGCGUUAGCAUGGGGAGCUAACAGGCCAGAGGACUCCUCUGGUUCCACCUUAAUGUACAAGAAGAAAAAAAAGAUGCUGUUGGCAUUGAACCGUGCUAGUGCCCCCCCACCCCCCACGGUGUGUGUGUGUGUGUGUGUGUGUGAGGGGGAGUGGGUGGAGCUCUGCUACAGGACAGCCGAUUACUGUGGAUACAUGUGCCGUUAUAUUUGUGUCAAUCGUCGUGAACAAACACUUUUAAAAAAAUCAAAAAUACACAAAUUACAAAUAAAAUAUCGACGACUCAUUCAAAAAAUAUUAUAUUUUAUUUGUUUGAAAAUUGUUUUCACUCUCAACCUUCAAUUCUGUCCCCGAAAAACCACAGCGACAUCUGUCAAGGUUCUAAUAAUAAUAACAAUGAUAAUAAUAAUAAUAAUAAUAAUAAUAACAAU
Molecule: messenger RNA, 3952 nt
Organism: Solea senegalensis (Senegalese sole)
Lineage: Eukaryota; Metazoa; Chordata; Actinopteri; Pleuronectiformes; Soleidae
Product: protein MTSS 2-like
Exons: 12
Coding region: 416-2590 (724 amino acids)
Biological process (GO): cell projection assembly; plasma membrane organization
Cellular component (GO): actin cytoskeleton; cytoplasmic side of plasma membrane
Molecular function (GO): phospholipid binding; actin binding
Source: RefSeq, a predicted model, not a curated record